Messenger RNA from Triticum urartu, 929 nucleotides. RefSeq lists its product as uncharacterized. Lineage: Eukaryota; Viridiplantae; Streptophyta; Magnoliopsida; Poales; Poaceae. Gene Ontology annotation, biological process: cell fate determination. The record is from RefSeq and is a predicted model, not a curated record.
CGUGAAGUACUAUCAUCGAGCAUUAGACGUGAGGGAUCAUGUUAAUUAUGGAGAGAGUAUCAUUUCUUCGAACGGGAGGAUCACUAAUAGCCCUGAAGAUAGAAGGAAUUAAUGCACCGAUUCUGUAGGAGAUAAUUUACUUACCGAACAAGCUCACGACCUUAAUUUCGUCAAGAUGAAAAAUAUCACUGGUAAGAUAUUGCAUAUCAUCUCGGGAUCUCUGUAUGCACGAGCCGGGAGCUCUAUAUAUAGCUGGCCAAGCUACGCUAAUCAAUCUUAAUCACAUCAAAGCUUCUCCUGAGCUACCUCGUUCUUAGCUUCAGCCAUGGCGUCCAAGGCCUGCAUCCUGAUCCUGCUCCUCGUUGCAGCUCUUCUCCAUACAGGUCAUGCUAGUGGCGACGCCGGGCCGUGCCAACUGGAGGACAUCCGCGUCUCGUCGGUGUUGACAGGGCGGCGGGUCCUGAAUGUGCCGGAGUACAGCGUGACGGUGGAGAACACGUGCUCGUGCGCGCAGGCGGGCGUGGUGAUGUACUGCAACCUCGGCGAGGUGAAAGCGGUGAUCUCGGACACGACCAAGCUCCGCCUGCUGAGCCGGAAGCAAGGGCACUGCCUCAUCAACAGCGGCUGGCCGAUCUUCAACGGCAAGCCCAUAACGUUCACCUACGCCGCCAAGACGCAGCUCGACUUCACCCUCGAUAACGCCUCGCCGGAGUGCCUGGUGUGAUCGUAGCUUUUUUUUACGCAAACACAAGCAACUUUAUUACUUGGAAGUAAGAAUGUUUAAAGGUACAGAAAUAGGGUCGUAGGAAUGACCAGGCCAAAUAUGGCGUCCUGUACCUAAAGACGACGUGUCCUUUGCAAGGCUAUGCGCCUUGAAAUUAAAGUUUGUACGCUCAUGAAUAAAAAGGUAACUGUCAAAAGAUGAUUUA